GGUAUACGUUUAGGACGCCCUGUAUUUUUAUUAAUUAAUAAUGCCUGUGUAAGGCUUUUAUUUUGAAAAAUUAAAAAAGUGCCUUUUACUCAACGGUGUUAAUGGAAGUGAUAGUGGGUUUUUUAGGAGCUUUAGGUCAAUGAAGUGGUUUGGGUUCGGUUUUAAUGGGUUUGGACAGAUAAAGCCCGGGCGGAAAGAUGAAGAGGAGGGCAUGAGGGUGCUCAGUCCUGUGGCGCUGCUGGACUCUUUGUGUACUUGUGCUGAGACUUUUAGCAGAACCGGUUUGAGCCGAAAACAAAAAACCGAAACACAGAAAGUUGUUGCGAGUUGGAGCCGAACUGCUGUCAUCCACAGAACCGCCGUGUGUGUGUGUGCAGGGCAGCGGCGGUGGCUGUGUGAACCCGGAGUGGAGGAGCAGGAGGAGGAGCAGCAGGAAACAGAAGAGAGCUUGUCUGGAGUAGAGAACUCAACACCACUGAAAAGACUGGCAGUGAGCCUGGCGCUAGGCACUGGGCACGCUGUUCUACUCGCAGCCUCUGGGACUGUUUACACCUGGGGACAUGGCAGUCAUGGUCAGCUGGGUCAUGGCACUCUGGUGUCAGGGGAUGAGCCUCAAGCAAUCGAGGCUCUGUGGGGAGUCCCGAUGAAAUCUGUCGCUGCAGGAGGCUGGCACUCAGCAUGCAUCAGUGCUGGAGGAGAUCUAUAUGUAUGGGGCUGGAAUGAGAGUGGCCAGAUUGGCCUGCCAUCGAAAGGCCUCAGAGAGGAGAGACCGAGAGAAGAAAGUAUUGAGAAAGACAAACUGAAGGGGAACAAAAAGGAAGAUGAGGGCACCAGUGAUGUGUUCAUCUCAAUUCAAGCAUUCCCCGCUCUGGUGGAUUUAUCAGAAGCAGCUGAAAUUAAGAAGGUCAGCUGUGGAUCUCGUCAUACAGCGGCCAUCACAAGCACCGGUGAUCUCUACACCUGGGGAUGGGGUUUCUAUGGCCAGUUGGGUCAUGGUUCAAGAUGCAGUUCAGAUGAACCAAAAAUUGUGGAGUUUUUCUCAGGUGGUGGAAUGAGUGUGGAAGAUGUUACUUGUGGAUUAUGGAACACAUUUGUAUCAGCAGAUCCAAGGGACCGUGUUGCAUCAUGACCCACACAUACAGUACUGUGUCUCCUGCCACUUUUAUUUACCUCUCAGCAACACAGACGUAAGGGAAAAGUACAAGCGUUUAUCAAAUAUACAUGUACAAACAAACAAGUGAGAGUUGUAUAAAGAAAGUGAAAAUCUUUACAAUGGCAAAGGUAGUUAAAAUACAGAUAUGGAGGAAAAAAACCAACCACCACAGUUAACAUGUUACAUGAGUACUGUUGGGUGAAGGGCAAAGUGCACACAUGUUGAAAAUGAGCUGGACGUUUGGUUCGCCGUAAUCUUCACAGCACAAUCUUGAAUGAACUGGAAAUUACAGUGUUUAAUUAUUAAAUAGCACAACACACAUGAAGGUACUUGGAGAUAAAAGAUCAAAUAGAAUAAAACUAGGUUUCUUACCUAACAAAAUCUGGAGACCUGGAGAUAACAUGCUGAAAUUCAGAGAGGUUUACAGUCCCAUCUUUAUCAAUGUCUGAUUCCUCAAGAAUCUGUAAAUUAAAAAUUGUACUCAUGAUACAAAUAGACUGUUUAAGUCUCUGACUGCAGCAAAGGAACAAAAGGUCGAACUGUAAUGAUAAAAGUUGGUGUGUGAGUGAGUGAGAGUGAGAAAGCGAGCAUAUUCACAUUGCGUAUGAGCUGACUCAUUUCCUCAGAUGUGAGUUGUGUGUCUGCAGACUCCCCAGUCAGACAGUUCACCAACUUCUCGAGAUCUCCAUAAUCAAGUGUCCCAUCAUCAUCAAAAUC
Molecule: messenger RNA, 1870 nt
Organism: Neoarius graeffei (lesser salmon catfish)
Lineage: Eukaryota; Metazoa; Chordata; Actinopteri; Siluriformes; Ariidae
Product: RCC1 domain-containing protein 1-like
Exons: 9
Coding region: 140-1129 (329 amino acids)
Source: RefSeq, a predicted model, not a curated record